This is a messenger RNA of Coffea arabica (coffee), 4911 nucleotides long. RefSeq names its product protein FORGETTER 1. NCBI's taxonomy places the organism in Eukaryota, Viridiplantae, Streptophyta, Magnoliopsida, Gentianales, Rubiaceae. Gene Ontology annotation, molecular function: histone binding; chromatin DNA binding. The record is from RefSeq and is a predicted model, not a curated record. Gene Ontology annotation, biological process: regulation of DNA-templated transcription. Gene Ontology annotation, cellular component: nucleus.
AGAAGCACUGGGGGUUACGAGGUCUGGCGCCUGAUUUUGAACAUGAUACCCGCAGAUCAAAAAUUUUGUCCAUACGACAUUAGCGCCGCGUAUGAUUUUCCCGUUUUGCCGCUCGCUCCAACCCAAACAACAGCUCGGUCUCGUAUGGGCGUGGCCCUCUGUCCGCGUUAAACUGGAGUCACUGGUCUGGUCCUGGUUCAGUUAUCAUAAUUGAUACAGUACCGGGAGCUUCAACAACCCAAAAUCCAAUCCUAGUACCCUCUUCACCAUUUUUUGGCGUCUGCUGUGGAUUAGUAACGCGUAUGAUUAUUGCUAAUCGCGAGCCUUUUAUUUGAUAGUGAUUACUGAAUCAAUUGCAGUUUAGAGCACUAGCUGACAGAUUGGGAAAUGGGGCAGCCGUCCGGGCCGCCUCCCCUAAUUCCUUCCCCCCCUCCGCCUCCCCCUCCGCCAUCCCUACCACCGUUGCCUGUCAUCCAGGCUGGUGCCAAUGACGCCGGUUGUCAAGUGCGGUGCGCGGGUUGCAAGAUGAUCUUAACGGUGGGAGCCGGCCUGACCGAGUUCGUAUGCCCUAAGUGCAAUUUGCCGCAGAUGCUGCCCCCGGAGCUGUUGCGAACUUCACAGCAACAGCAACAGCAGCGCACUGCCGCUGCCCACGGCAUUGAUCCCACAAAGAUCCAGCUCCCCUGCGCUCACUGCAAAGCCAUACUCAACGUCCCCCACGGUCUUUCCCGCUUCAAUUGCCCUCAAUGCGGAGUCGACCUUGCUGUUGAUCUCUCCAAGAUUAGGCAGUUCUUUGCUCCGCCUCUCCCGGGCGCUCCUCCUUUGCCUACACCGCCCCCCCCUGAAGAAGUCAACGAGGUUGCAAUUGAGGUGGAACGAGAAGAAGAUGAAGGUGGUAUGGUUGGGGAAACAUUCACCGACUAUCGGCCUCCAAAACUGUCAAUUGGUCCACCCCAUCCUGAUCCUGUGGUGGAGACAUCAUCAUUAUCUGCAGUUCAGCCUCCUGAACCAACUUAUGAUCUCACAAUCAAGGAUGACCUGGAAAACUCAAAAGCAUUAUCAUGUUUGCAGAUUGAGACUUUGGUUUAUGCCUGUCAGAGACAUCUUCAGCACCUUCCAAGUGGCUCCAGGGCAGGCUUUUUUGUUGGAGAUGGUGCUGGAGUGGGCAAAGGGAGGACAAUAGCUGGGUUAAUAUGGGAGAAUUGGCACCACCAGAGAAGGAAGGCACUGUGGAUUUCUGUUGGUUCAGACUUGAAAUUCGAUGCAAGGAGAGACUUAGACGAUGUGGGGGCAUCCUGCGUUGAAGUGCAUGCCUUGAACAAGCUGCCUUACUCUAAGCUUGAUUCAAAGUCUGUUGGCAUUAGGGAAGGAGUUAUAUUCUUGACAUACAGCAGCCUCAUUGCAUCAUCGGAAAAAGGUCGUACUCGUUUGCAGCAGCUUGUACAAUGGUGUGGACCAGACUAUGAUGGUCUGAUUAUUUUUGAUGAGUGUCACAAAGCAAAAAAUUUGGUCCCUGAAGCAGGAGGGCAGCCAACACGCACGGGGGAGGCUGUUCUCGAGAUUCAGGCUCGGCUUCUUCAAGCUCGUGUCAUUUAUUGUUCAGCAACCGGUGCUUCAGAACCUCGCAAUAUGGGCUAUAUGGUUCGCUUGGGUCUUUGGGGAGCUGGAACUUCUUUUCUUAGCUUCCGUGAUUUUCUAGGUGCUAUGGAGAAAGGGGGAGUUGGGGCACUUGAGCUUGUUGCAAUGGACAUGAAAGCAAGGGGUAUGUAUGUUUGUCGUACACUGAGCUACAACGGUGCCGAGAUUGAAGUUGUUGAAGUACCAUUAGAGGCGAAAAUGAUGGAAAUGUAUAAGAAAGCGGCUGAGUUCUGGGCAGAGCUGAGAGUGGAAUUGAUGUCAGCUAGUGCCUUUCUGACUACUGAGAAGCCCAACUCAAGUCAAUUAUGGAGAUUAUAUUGGGCAAACCAUCAGCGUUUCUUUAGGCACGUGUGUAUGUCAGCUAAGGUGCCUGCGGUGGUAAGACUAGCUAAGCAAGCAUUAGCAGAGAAGAAGUGUGUGGUCAUAGGCCUGCAGAGUACUGGAGAGGCUCGAACUGAAGAAGCCGUUUCAAAAUAUGGUCUUGAACUUGAUGAUUUUAUUUCUGGGCCUCGAGAGUUGUUGCUAAAAUUUGUGGAAGAAAAUUAUCCAUUACCUGAAAAGCCUGAACCACUCCCAGAGGAAAGUGUGAAGGAGCUCCAAAGGAAGAGGCAUUCAGCAACUCCUGGAGUUUCUUUCAGAGGGAGAGUAAGGAAAGUUGCUAAGUGGCAAUCUGCAAGUGAUGCUGAAAGCGAAGAAUCAGAAAUUGACUCUGAAGAAGAAUCUACUGAAUCUGAUGAUGAGUUUCAGAUCUGUGAUAUCUGCAAUUCAGAAGAGGAAAGGAAGAAGUUGCUACAGUGUUCCUGUUGUGGCCAGCUUGUGCAUCCUGCCUGCUUAGUUCCACCUGUUAUGGAAACAGUUUCCAGUGAUUGGUCUUGUCAUUCAUGCAAGGAAAAAACAGAGGAAUAUCUCCAAGCAAGACACGCCUAUCUUGCAGAACUGCUGAAAAGGUAUGAGGGAGCUGUGGAGCGUAGAACAAAGAUAUUGGAAUUAAUUCGUUCUUUGGAUCUUCCAAAUAAUCCAUUGGAUGAUAUUAUUGAUCAGCUUGGUGGCCCUGAUAAAGUUGCCGAAAUUACAGGAAGGCGUGGCAUGCUUAUUAGGGCCUCUGGUGGAAAGGGUGUUACUUAUCAGGCUCGAAACACUAAGGAUGUCACAAUGGAAAUGGUUAAUAUGCAUGAGAAGCAACUGUUUAUGAAUGGGAAAAAGUUGGUAGCUAUUAUUUCAGAAGCUGGGUCAGCUGGUGUUUCUUUGCAAGCAGAUAGAAGGGCCCUAAAUCAGAAACGAAGGGUCCAUUUAACUUUGGAACUACCAUGGAGUGCUGACCGUGCAAUUCAACAGUUUGGCAGGACUCACCGAUCAAAUCAAGCUUCUGCACCUGAGUAUAGGCUACUGUUUACGAAUCUUGGUGGUGAACGGAGGUUUGCAUCCAUUGUUGCCAAGAGACUGGAAUCUCUUGGAGCACUUACACAGGGAGACCGCAGGGCUGGCCCAACUCUAAGUGCUUAUAAUUAUGAUAGUGCAUAUGGAAAGAGAGCUCUGAUGAUGCUGUACAGAGGAAUCAUGGAGCAGGACUCUUUGCCAGUUGUACCACCUGGAUGCUCGUCUGGAAAACCAGAUGCAAUCCAAGAUUUUGUUUUGCAGGGGAAAGCUGCUCUUGUUUCUGUUGGAAUAAUAAGAGACUCAGUUCUUGGUAAUGGAAAGGAUGGCGCAAAGAUUUCUGGGCGUAUAGUUGAUUCGGAUAUGCAUGAUGUUGGGCGCUUCCUCAACCGCCUUUUAGGCCUUCCACCUGAGAUCCAAAAUAGGCUGUUUGAGUUAUUUGCUAGCAUCCUUGAUCUUCUCGUUCAGAAUGCACGUGUUGAGGGACAUUUGGACUCUGGCAUUGUUGAUAUGAAAGCCAAUGCUGUUGAGUUACAAGGGCAUCCAAAGACUGUUCAUGUUGACAGUAUGUCGGGGGCGUCUACUAUAUUGUUUACUUUUACAUUAGAUCGUGGGAUCACAUGGGAGUCUGCGUCUAAACUGCUGGAAGAGAGACAACAGGAUGGAUGUGGUCUGACUAACAAUGGAUUUUAUGAAUCUAAGAGGGAGUGGUUGGGAAGACGACACUUUCUAUUAGCAUUGGAAGGUUCUGCCUCUGGUUUGUAUAAAAUCUUCCGUCCUGCUGUUGGGGAGGCAUUAAGGGAGAUGCCACUUACAGAGUUAAAGGAUAAGUACCGGAAGAUUUCUUCAUCAGAGAAGGCUUGUACUGGUUGGGAAGAUGAAUAUGAUGUUUCAUCCAAGCAGUGUAUGCAUGGACCCAAUUGUAAGCUUGGGAGCUUCUGUACAGUGGGCAGAAGAUUGCAGGAGGUAAAUGUGUUGGGUGGCCUUAUUCUUCCCAUCUGGGGAACUAUUGAGAAGGCUCUCUCCAAGCAGGCCCGGCAAAGCCAUAAACGGAUCAGAGUUGUCCGGAUUGAAACUACCACUGACAAUCAGCGGAUUGUUGGAUUACUAAUCCCAAAUGCUGCAGUUGAGUCUGUGCUUCAAGAUUUGGCAUGGGUCCAAGAUAUUGAUGACUAAGCAACUUUGAUGACACAGUUUUUUUUCCACCUUUGAUGACCAAAGUCACUGCCAGCAAUUUCUUGUGGUAAUGCCCUUGGCAACCUGCGGCAGCAUCAAUGUGCAAUAACAGUCAUAUUUUGGGGAAAAACUGGGUGACUCAUGGUGAAAGGUGAAUUAUUCUUGAUCCUGUUGCAAGAGAAUGAAAUUCCGCUGGCUUAGUAAUUGUUAAUAUCCUUAUUUUUAGGAGCUCAUUUUGGGCUUAUAGUUUCUGUAAGUUACAAGCAUUACCGUGAUAGGCAAAAUGCCGGGGUGAACUAUAGCUGGUUGAGUUUCUGGACAACAUUGCAAGUGUAAUGUAUCAGACACAGGCCUUGCUUUUGCAGCUAAAGCAGUUGAUAGAAAAUGCCUUUCCUUGUGGGUGUUGUAGCUCGUCGUUUAUGUAUAAUAGUAUGGCUUCAACUCAGGAGAAGUAUUUUAGGCUUGGCAGUCUAAACCCAAAUCCACAAACCCGCUCAAUUUGUUCCCUAAUUUGAAGGUUGUGUUGGGCUUUGGGUUACUUUUCGGUUGGGUGUACAAAAUUCAACCAUUUUUCAGGCAGUUUGGGGUUGUUAUUAUUUAGCCAAGUAAAUCGCGCAUCGAUUGUGGCAUUGAAAACUUUUUAUACACCAAAGUUGUGCUUCACUGUAAAUUGCUUCUAGAACUCCGAAUAUUUUUUUUUGGGAAUUUCCAGCACAUUUAUGA